Messenger RNA from Thalassophryne amazonica, 2170 nucleotides. Its product is annotated as zinc finger protein OZF-like. The record is from RefSeq and is a predicted model, not a curated record. NCBI's taxonomy places the organism in Eukaryota, Metazoa, Chordata, Actinopteri, Batrachoidiformes, Batrachoididae. Gene Ontology annotation, molecular function: RNA polymerase II cis-regulatory region sequence-specific DNA binding; DNA-binding transcription factor activity. The transcript has 3 exons. Gene Ontology annotation, biological process: regulation of transcription by RNA polymerase II. Bases 126 to 1592 code for a protein of 488 amino acids.
UAUCGUUUUUUAUAAAUAAUUUCAGUCGUCGGUUUGUAGUUUUGGGUUCUGUUCUGUUUUCUGGCCUCUCGUGUCACAGAUUCCAGCCUACAGUGGUUUUGUUCACGCUGUGGCUUUGUCCAAACAUGUCUCAAGUCCAACAGCUGAGAGAGAUGUUGAAACAACGGCUGACUGCAGCUGAUGAUGAACUAUUGGAAUUGUUUGAAAGAACAAUCACAGAGUACGAAGAACAAAUUUGUCGAUUAAAAGAAGAGAACAAACGCAAUAAAGUGCUGGAUGCUGUUUUCAAUCCUCAAGUUGACGUACACAGAGCAGACAUUCAACAGCUGCUUGUAAGUAAAGAAGAAAUUGUCCCUCAGGAGCAGGAUUGGUAUCUGAGUGUUGACCUGGACGACAUUAAACAUGAACAAGAGAAACUCGGCACUACUCGGGAGGGACAGCUACUUCAGCAGCUGGAGGAGGCUGAUACCACUCCGUUCCUUUUCUCUCCUAUCACUGUGAAGAGUGAACAUGUUGAAGAAAAACCACAGAUUCAGAUAAAUCAAUGCCAAACAGAUGAGACCAUGGAGGCAGAGUCUCCAGCCAGCAACUCACCUGAACACAGAACAGCACAACAUGGUGGUGAGGACUAUAGAAGAACGCAACCACCUAGUAACUGGGGUCCAUAUAGUCAUCUGCAUCCAGAUACCGGUGGCAGGAGUUUAAACAGUUCUGAAAGUGAGACUGACAGUUAUGAAUGGAAACAGACAGGGCAACUUCCUUCAAGUUGUGUUACAAACACUGAUGUCUGUGUUAGCAAUAGCAGUUAUACCAAUGCUCAAACACAAUGUAAUUGGUCCAAAUAUGGAAAAAUAUUUUGUCACAUGGACUAUUCCAAACAGCACAUAAAUCAAGCAAGUGCGAAACCAUUUAGCUGCCCUGAACAGGGUAGAAGAUGGAGGGAAAACGGCAUUCUAAGCACACACAUGAAAAGCCAUGCAGCAGAAAAACCAUUUGGCUGCUCCGAGUGUGGCAAAAGGUUUAAAAUAAAGAACACACUGAGUGAGCACAUGAGAAUUCAUACAGGAGACAAACCAUUUGGCUGCUUCGAGUGUGGUAAGAGAUUUCGAUCAAAGAGCACGCUGACCAGACACAUGAGAGUUCAUACAGAUGUGAAACCAUUUGGCUGUUCUGAGUGUGGCAAAAGAUUUAAAUACAAGGCUUCUCAUAGCAAACACAUGAGUACUCAUACAGGAAAUAAACCUUUUGGCUGUUCUCAAUGUGGUAAACGAUUUGGGCAAAAGAGCUAUAUGCAUCGACACAUGAGAAUUCAUACAAGUGACAAACCAUAUAGCUGCUCUCAGUGUGGUAAAAGAUUUGGACAACGGAGUAGUCUUAAGGAUCACAUGAUAUUUCAUACGGGAGAGAAACGAUUUGCCUGCUCUGUGUGCCGUAAACUAUUUGGACUAAAGAGUAAUCUUAAUAAACACAUGAGAAUUCACACAGGAGAGAGACCAUAUGGCUGUUUUCAGUGUGGUAAAAGAUUUGGACAAAAGGGACAUCUGAACAAACACUUGAGAAUUCAUUCAAGAGAGAAACCAUUUGGUUCUUAGACCAACAUAUGGUGUGCAACUCCAUCUCGUACAACUUUUGAGAUUGCCAAAGUGGUCCAACUAAUGCUGUUUGCUGAAAGCAGUAUUUUCAAUGUUUAGAUUAUUUCUUCAUUUGUUUGUAUUUACUUUAUGUCAUACCUCAAAAAGUGAAAUAAUACAGGUUUACUGUCACAAGUCUUAACUAACAUUAGGGAUGCAAUAUAUUGGAUUUUUUUUAAAUUGAUAUUCAUUAUGCAGCUAUUUUCAAACUCCUUUUGGCCAAUGCAGAAAGUUUUUACUCUCUGCUUUAGCUUUUAAUUGAAAAGAAGACAGUUUGCCUCUUAUUUUAAUCUGUUACUUUUAUUGUGGUGGCUUAUUUUACAAAUGUAUAACCACUCAUGGAAAAAUAAGGAAACUUUGAACAGAAAAUGUAAAUUAUAUGCUGGUGCCUCAAUUCGGUUAAGACAAAGCAAAAUCAAAGGUAAUUUUUGCAAGCCACAAACAGCAGUUUAAGAACGUAGUGACAGUAUGCAUUCUAUUAUACAAAAUAAAAGAAAUGCCACAUUUUAAAAGUAACAUUCAUUUUUUUAAUCUAAUUA